AUGAAGAUUGAAGAAUUUGUAGAUCCUUUCCUGGGUAAAACCUGGGGUGAACUGGGCGCGCGCAUACUGACCAGCGGCAAUCGGAUUUCGGCGACGCUGGGUUACCCGGCAGCCGGCAUGGUUGAAGAGUUGACCGCGGCACUGCGUGAAUUUCUGGGCAGUGAUGACGUUGAGUUGGAACUGCACUUCCAGGCACCAAAAGGCCGCGGUUUUGAACAUGUGAAACACAUCAUUGCGGUGGCUUCAGGAAAGGGGGGUGUGGGUAAAUCGACAACAGCGGUCAAUCUGGCACUUGCCCUGGACGCCGAAGGCGCAAAAGUCGGCCUGCUGGAUGCGGACAUUUAUGGUCCAAGCCAGGGCAUGAUGCUUGGCGUGGCUGACGGCAGUCGUCCAACCAUUAAAGACGGGAAAUAUUUCGAGCCGAUUCGCGCACACGGUAUCAAAGCCAUGUCGAUGAGCUUUAUGGUCACCGAUAACACGCCGAUGGUCUGGCGAGGGCCCAUGGCAUCCGGCGCCUUACAACAGAUCCUGUUGCAGACGUUAUGGGAAGAUCUGGAUUAUCUGAUUGUGGACAUGCCGCCGGGUACCGGUGAUAUCCAGCUGACCCUGUCACAGAAAGUGCCGGUUGCCGGUGCGGUGAUUGUGACCACUCCUCAGGAUAUCGCCUUGCUCGACGCCACCAAAGGUAUCGAAAUGUUUGCCAAAGUCGAUAUUCCAGUACUGGGCAUUAUCGAAAAUAUGAGUGUGCAUCAAUGCCCCGAAUGUGGUCACGUCAGUCACCUGUUUGGUGAAGGUGGCGGGGCGCGGGUAGCGUCGCAGCUGGGUGUGCCCCUGCUGGCGGAGUUACCGCUGGCGCUGUCGAUACGUGAACAGGCCGAUGGCGGUAAGCCAACGGUCCGUGCGGAACCCGAUUCUGCCAUCAGUGCAACCUAUCGCCGUGCAGCCAGACAUAUGGCAGCGCGCCUCUGGCAAGGUGAGCAGGCUGCUCCCACCAUCACAAUGGUGCGUGAGUCGGGCGGUAAAAAACUGAUCUCAUACGGCACUUCCAGUUACGGCUACGACGUACGCUGUGCACCUCAGUUUAAGGUGUUUACCAAUAUUCACUCUGCCACGGUAGACCCGAAAGCUUUUGAUGAGAAAAGCUUUGUCGAUAUUGAAGGUGAUGUCUGCAUUAUUCCGCCCAACUCAUUUGCAUUAGCCAGCACGGUGGAAUAUUUCCGCAUUCCUGAGGACGUGUUGACCAUCUGCCUGGGGAAAUCCACCUACGCGCGCUGUGGCAUUAUUGUCAACGUCACACCGUUGGAGCCCGAGUGGGAAGGGCAUGUGACGCUGGAGUUUUCUAACACCACCACUUUGCCCGCUAAAAUUUACGCCAAUGAAGGGGUGGCGCAGAUGUUGUUCUUCCAGUCCGAUGAGCGUUGUCAGGUGACUUACAAGGCAUCAGCGGAUCAGUAUCUGACCCGCCGCGGGUGUAUGUUCGGCACUGACAAUGGCGCCGAUUACGACGGGCACGUUUUCGUAAAAACCGCCCCCGGUGAUGUGCACCAUGGCGUGUGGACUGAUUACCUGCAGGGUUGCCAGUACGGAUUUGACGUAAAUACGGGUGGGUGCAAGCAGGUCAUCGAGCAGGUCUACAUUGGGUUCUACCCCAAGAUUGGAUAUCACUUUGCGGAUCAGCGAGUAACCGUUGCUGUGCGCGCCGGAACUGGGCAGUCCUAUGAUGACGUCAUCAAUGUCCAGCUUAUCGCCGGAGACGAUCCUGGUCUUCUCGGCCACGCCUACACAGAAGCCCGCCAGGUCGUAUUCACCUUCCGCGUAGAAAUCCUGACCCACGGUUUCAUGUCGGUUGUGAUCAAUGGCCAGUUUGAGUUUUGUGCCGACCCCAUCGGCGGGCGCAAUCCGCCGAAUCAGUUCCGCGCCCGCUUCGAUAUCGACGCCGGCGUCUUUGCGUUGCGUGAUGCUGAUUGGCUAUAUGCCGUGGAUCGACCCGUUGCUGCACAGAGUAACGAAGAGCGGGAUCGAGUCGCCCAGGAAGGGUUGUUGGUGGUGUUGUCCCGUCUGACAGGUCUGGUCUCGGUUCCACGCACACCGGCCAUCGCUGCAGCGCUUGAGCAGCCGCAGAACUACUACAAUCGGUUUGUAUUUUUUACUACCCGGGAAGCCAGUGGCGAGCCGCAAACGCAUAUACGGAUCACUUUCCAAUCGAAUGUCAUGCUGCAACUGGUCAAAGCGGCAAAUCUGCCGGUGUGGUGGUCGAAGCGGCCUAAUGUACUGGCCUGGCUGGUGGUUGAUGACGGUUCCAGCCGGGAAAUCCUUGCCAGUUCCAGCCCGCAUCCGCUGGUGGCGGAGUUACGCAAAUACGCCGCUGACCGUGGCGUAACGCUCACUCUGCCGCUGCUUGAUCUCGACGAUUCGCUGGCGGUGAGUCCGGCAGAUGUCUGGGGUAAGGUCACCGCGUCGCUGGAGCAGGCGGCCGAGCGUUAUGAUGCUGAUCUGGUGCUGGUUGGACGGCUGAGUCAGGAUCAGACGUUUGAUGGUGAAAUCUAUCGUGGUGACUGGGAAAUCUGGCUGGAAGGACAGCCCCUGGCAACCAAUUUCACUACCCCUGAUCUGGCAGAGGCUGUGCGUGGUGGCAUUGAUAUGCUCACCGAACGUCUGGCGGAAAAGUAUGCGGUAUUACCCCGUGCUCAGCGCGCUCAGCGAAUCUAUAUCAGCGGCCUGUCAGAUGUGUUGGGUUAUGCCGAGCUGAUGACGUAUCUCAACAGUUUAGAGUUUGUCGACGGGCUGGAUGUUGAAGCCAUAGAUGAUCGUCGUUUGAGUCUGUCUCUGGUCAGUCGCGCCGAACCUGAGCAGCUGCUGGCGCUGCUCACAGCACAAGGCAAGCUGCGUGAAGAUCUGUUGGCGCGCGGGUUUGAGAUGCAGCUCAUCUGGCAGGGUUAG
Symbiodinium pilosum is the source of this 2940-nucleotide messenger RNA. NCBI's taxonomy places the organism in Eukaryota, Dinophyceae, Suessiales, Symbiodiniaceae. The record is from the annotation of a GenBank genome assembly.